Molecule: messenger RNA, 943 nt
Organism: Folsomia candida
Lineage: Eukaryota; Metazoa; Arthropoda; Collembola; Entomobryomorpha; Isotomidae
Product: zinc finger protein 628-like
Exons: 3
Coding region: 151-759 (202 amino acids)
Biological process (GO): regulation of transcription by RNA polymerase II
Cellular component (GO): nucleus
Molecular function (GO): DNA-binding transcription factor activity, RNA polymerase II-specific; RNA polymerase II transcription regulatory region sequence-specific DNA binding
Source: RefSeq, a predicted model, not a curated record
AGUUCCGUCCGAUUUUUUGACCUAUUUUUUGACCGCCCUGAAAAGAUCGUUAUUGCACACGAAAUUCGGUGCCACGCCCUGAAUGGUAUUUAUCUCCUUGUCCAACGAGGAUACGAAUUUCUACGUCAAAGUUGAAGGCUUGAGUCUUUCAUGGACUUUAGUUUGGCAUCGUACUUCCAUACACGUGAACUAAUUCCAGAACACGGAUUUACGUGCGAAAAUUGUUUUACUACAAUCGAAAUGGAUUCAAACCCAGAAAAGAAGUGGAAAUGCCUUCAUUGCUCAUUGGCGUUUAAACGGGAACGGGACUUUAACCGUCAUCUCGUGACCCACGACCCUAACGCAAAAGUGAAAUGCAAGGAUUGUGGGCAGAUUUUGAAGAAUCCUGUCACCUUGUAUCGCCACGUGUCACAUAUGCACACCAACCGGGUCCGACCCGCUUGUAAUAUUUGUAACGAUACGUUUUUCAACCAUUUCCAUUUACGGAAACAUAUUGACAACGUGCACAUCAAGAAGGAACGACCUCGUUUCCCGUGUAGAUUUCCUGGUUGUGAAAAAACCUACCUGAACAAGAGGUCUCUUUCGGCACAUACGAAAACUGACCAUGUCGAGAAUGCUGUCCGAUUCCCGUGCACGCUUUGUGUUAGAGGUAUGUAUUUACGGAUCGUUGUAAGGAAAGACAGAGUGACGACGACUUUUGUGCAAAGUAAAAAUAAGAGUGUCAAUUUAUUACGCAGAGGUUUUUGCUUUUAUACAUGAAUGUACUUAAUGCUAAAGGUUUCUACCUGAAAACUAAUGUCUGGACAAUCUACCUGGAAAAAGGCAUGAGCAGGAAAUGGCCUCAAUUUAAGUAAUAAAAUCUUGUCCAGUCAAAAUUCAAAACAUCAAAUUCAAAGAAAAGUUAUUGCUGGAAAAUCAUAAAGACAUAACAAAUUUCCAUGAC